Messenger RNA from Hyla sarda, 3189 nucleotides. RefSeq names its product WAS/WASL interacting protein family member 2 (gene WIPF2). Gene Ontology annotation, molecular function: actin binding. The record is from RefSeq and is a predicted model, not a curated record. The coding region runs from base 365 to 1672 and encodes 435 amino acids. The transcript has 8 exons. Lineage: Eukaryota; Metazoa; Chordata; Amphibia; Anura; Hylidae.
CAACAUGGCCGCAAGCGUGCUAAACGUGAUGGCGUCAGUGAGCACAGCGCCACGCCCCUUGCGGUGACUCCAUUUUGUGCUAGUGGAAGGAGCUUGCUGGUUGUAUUUCCGGGUUGUCGGAGACCGGGGAGACCGGAAACCGGAGGGAGCAGCGGAGAGAGGGUAAGGGGGCAGAGGGGCCGCUGUCAGGCCGUGUUUGGAGCGGCGGUGAGGUGCGGGACGUGCCCGGGCUGUGCGCACACACUGCGGAUGACAAUUGGCGCUGUCCUGGAGAUCGCGGCGGACACAGGAUUCGUGUGGUCCCCACCCCAUUUAGGGGCUGGUUGCAGGAGUCAACUCAGAGUCCUUAAAAUUAGCAAGAAAGAUGCCGAUCCCUCCACCCCCACCGCCACCCCCGCCGGGAGCUCCCCCACCUCCGACCUUCUCCCAGGCUAACAUUGAGCCCCCCAAGCUUAACCGCGAUGAGCAGAGAGGCAGAGGGGCUCUUCUCAAUGAUAUCUGUAAAGGAGCAAAACUAAAGAAGGCCACCGUAGUGAAUGACCGGAGUGCCCCAGUGUUGGAAAAGGCUAAAGGUUCAAGCGGUGGUGGUCCUGGGUUUGGGCCAACUGGUGGAGGAGCAAUGCAACCUAAAGGAGGUCUCUUCUCAGGGGGAGUUCCUAAACUGAGGCCAGUGGGGGGCAAAGAUACCUCAGAAAGCCCAUCUGGUCGGUCUCCUCUUCAGGGUUCAUCAACGAGAUCAGCUGCGCCUCGUCCCCCAGUUUCAGGAGGGAGACCCCAGGAUGAUUCGGACAGCAGCAGCAACCGUUCUUCCCCACCAGAAAUCGGACGAGCUCACAGGCCAUCCUUGCCAGAUCUUACUCGCCCACCUAGUACCACUAGUCCUGGAAUGAAGCACAGUUCCUCGGCCCCUCCUCCCCCUCCUCCUGGGCGACGCCAUACUAAUGCAGCACCUACUCAGAAUGCCAAACCAUACAGUAGGGAUAAACCAUUACCGCCAACUCCAGGACAUCAUCGGGCCCCUGCUGCUCCUCCAGUAAAGCCCCCUCCCUCUCCUGUCAACAUGCGGACCCCAAAUUCUCAGGGACAGCCUCCUCCACCCCCACCUUACAGACAACCCCCUCCUUCUGUGAAUGGACCACCUAGCCCAAUAAAUGAGCCUCCACCAGAUCUACCACAGCGACAUAACUCUCUCCAUCGUAAGCAAGCUCCACCAGUGCGAGGAUUGGCUCCUCCUCCACCACCUUCAGCAAAUCUAUCUCCAGGUGGAAACAGACCACCACCCCCUGCAAGAGACCCUCCUUCUAGGGGAGCAGCUCCACCCCCACCACCUCCAGUAAUACGAAAUGGAGGCCGGGAUGCACCACCUCCUCCUCCCCCUCCUUACCGAAUGCAUGGCACAAGUGAUACGACACAGAAUCGGGCUAAGCCACCCCCACCUCCUUCUCGUACUCCUUCAGGACCUCCUCCACCACCACCUCCUGUCAGGAAUGGACACAGAGACUCUAUCUCUGUUGGGAGAUCAUUUGCAGAUGACUUUGAAUCAAAAUAUUCCUUCCAUUCGGUGGAUGAAUUUCCUGCUCCAGAGGACUACAGACCCUUCCAGAAAAUUUAUCCCAGUAAAACAUUUAGAGGAACCCGUGGAGCUCCUCCUUUGCCGCCCAUUCCGAGGUGAGACGAUGUUGCCAGCCUCUGCUGCCUGGACUCUUCAGCCCCAGCCCUCCUUAUCUCCGCCCGCCUCUUACAGAGUGGGGUUGCCCCCGCAUGACAACAUUUGUGAACAAAAAGGAGCUGGGUGCCCCCGCCUGUCUAUGCAUUCCAUAUCCUUGCCACCGACACCACCCUCUCCACACCUUGCACGGGAGGGGGCAUUGUACGGUUCAGACUUCUGGGUCUAAUCAAGAAACUUACCAUCCUUCCCCUUCCAUUCUAUACUUGUCAGACAAUUAAUUUUGCUAAUUCCAUAAGAAACAAAAUAGAUUUACAUUUGUAGGAGGAGGGUUUUCGGGGGGUAAGUAAAAACUCCCCAAUGUAGAACACUACAAGGCAGUUGUUACACUAUAUAGGAUUACAUAACCUAUUGAGUAAGAAUUCCCAGGACAGCUAGUGAUGACGAACUGCCCAGCACUCCCAGGUCUUGUACUCCACACUAUGCACUUUGUAACUCUUACCCAAAGAGACCUGGUACAAACCCUAUCCAGGCCGCUGCGGGGUCAGGACACUGGAGUUCGGACUUGGGCUGUGGACCUCAAAUAGUUUGAACUAGGAGCAUGACAAACGCAUAUUGCAAUCUUCAACAACACAAAUUAUGCAUCAUGGCUGCAGAAGACGCAUGCACGGAGACCACGGGACGCAUUGGAAUUACCAGAUUACAAAGUCUCUGACAUGUGACUUCUUUUAGUGGAGGUUGUUUGUGCUUAAUAUGGUGAUGGGCACAAAUUUUUUUUAUUUUUUUUAUUUUAUUUUUCUAUUUUUUGGGUGGUUAUGCACUUCACCGUCUAUGCAGAUAAGAGGAGGGUUAUUGAUAAGUGGUGUUUUUUCAUUUUUUAGGUCACUGGAAUCCCCCCACUUUUUUUUUUUUAAUUAGUCCUAAAUACCCCACCUGUUUUUUUUUGUUCUCUAUACUUUCCAAUCCUUUGAAUAACUGACUGUAGUAGUAAUCCCUUGCCCCACUAUAUGUAUCAGGAAGGCGCUCUGGUUACCGGUUUCCUCUGUGGUUAUGUGUAGAUGAGUUAUGACAAUACUUUUAUAAUGGACCACACUCUGGGUAUUGGACGUUUUUAGCGUAGAGUUGUAAAAGCACAUCUAGCACCAAUGCAGAGGUCCUCUGCAUUGUUAUUCAGUGCACCGUGUAGGGACAGUCACUGUCAUUUUCUGUUUCUGCAGCAUGUAUAUCAUCUGUGUAUAAAGAUAUUGGUGACACUAAUCUGCAGCAUGUUAAUGACUGCCAACACCCCCAAUGCUGCUUCGGUUUGCGGGGAAUCAUUUGCCUUAUAUCAGGGGUUCACUUUUGUGUGCCGACGAGAUCAGCACAUAGGCUGGGCUCAUGGAAUAUCUUCACCGACUGUCUACACAUGCAAAGUCCAUCUUUACUUUUACCUCUGUGUUUUACUCCAUGAGGGUCUAUUCACAUGGCAGAAUUUCCGCUUGCAGAAUUCCUCCUCAAAUUAAAGCCCAUAGACUUCUAUGGGA